AUGACUCUCAUAGGUGUUGAUUUUCGAGCUCCACUUCGGGAUGUCAAACGAGUUCAAUUUGGUGUUUUAUCUCCUCAGGAAAUUCGGAAUAUGUCUGUUUGUGAAAUAGAACAUCCCGAAAUUUACGAUAAUGGUAAACCUAAACAGGGUGGACUUAUGGAUCCUCGUCAAGGUGUUAUUGAUAAAAGAGGACGAUGUAUGACAUGUGCUGGAUCCAUGAUUGAAUGCCCUGGUCAUUUUGCCCAUAUUGAAUUGGCAAAACCUGUUUUUCAUAUUGGUUAUCUUACAAAAGUAUUGAAAAUUUGUAGAUGUGUUUGUUAUUAUUGUGGCAUGCUUCUCAUUGAUCCUAAUGAUCCAGUUGCUCAGGAAAGAUUAGAAAAAACAAAAAAUAGUUUUAGAAAUAGACUAACAAUUAUAUAUGAGUUAUGUAAAGCAAAAAAUGUAUGUGCUGCUUCAGACUCGUUAGUAAAAGGUGAAGAAGGUGAAGUAACACGCGGAGACAGAAGAGUAUCAUGUGGUAGGUAUCAACCUAAUUAUCGAAGAACUGGUCUCGAAAUUUGGGCUGAAUGGAAGAAAUUAAACGAUGAUAAAGAAGAAAGAAAGAUACCUUUUACUGCAGAAAAAGCUAUGUCUAUAUUAGCAGAAAUUCCAGAUGAAGAUUGUUCUGUUCUGGGUUUAAAUCCACGUUUUGCAAGACCUGAAUGGAUGAUUGUUUCAGUUUUGCCUGUUCCUCCACUCUGUGUUCGUCCAGCAGUUGUUACUUUUGGAUCAGCAAGAAAUCAAGAUGAUCUCACACAUAAAUUAUCUGAUAUUAUUAAAACUAACAAUCAAUUAAAAAAAAGUGAACAAACUGGUGCUGCUAGACAUGUAAUUGAAGAAGAUAUUAAAUUACUUCAAUAUCAUGUUGCUACUUUUGUUGAUAACUCUAUUCCUGGUAUUGCUGCUGCUACACAAAAAUCUGGGCGUCCAUUAAAGUCUAUCAAACAAAGGUUGAAAGGUAAAGAAGGUCGUAUUCGUGGAAAUUUGAUGGGUAAACGUGUUGAUUUUUCUGCUCGUACAGUUAUUACACCAGAUCCAAAUUUACCACUUGAUACUGUUGGUGUUCCAAGAACAAUUGCUCAAAAUAUGACAUUUCCUGAGAUUGUUACACCUUUUAAUAUUGAUAAAUUACAAGAAUUGGUAAAUAGAGGUGAUUCUCAAUAUCCUGGUGCAAAAUAUAUUAUUCGUGAGAAUGGAACAAGAAUUGACUUAAGAUAUCAUCCAAGAGCUGCUGAUUUACAUUUGCAACCAGGUUUUAAAGUCGAAAGACAUAUGACUGAUGGUGAUAUUAUUGUUUUUAAUCGUCAACCAACACUUCACAAAAUGAGUAUGAUGGGGCAUAGAGUUAAAGUUUUACCUUGGUCAACAUUUCGUAUGAAUCUUUCUGUAACAACUCCUUAUAAUGCUGAUUUUGAUGGUGAUGAAAUGAAUCUUCAUUUACCUCAAUCUUUAGAAACUAGAGCAGAAAUUGCUGAAAUUGCUCUUGUACCAAGACAAUUAAUUACUCCACAGGCUAAUAAACCUGUUAUGGGUAUUGUCCAAGAUACACUUUGUGCUGUUAGAAUGAUGACUAAAAGAGAUGUAUUUAUUGAUCAUGAAAAAAUGAUGGAUUUAUUGAUGUUUUUACCAUCAUGGGAUGGUAAAAUUCCUCAACCUGCUAUAAUUAAACCAAAACCAUUAUGGACAGGAAAACAAUUAUUUUCAUUAAUUAUUCCUGGACAAGUAAAUUGUCUUCGUACUCAUUCAACACAUCCUGAUGAAGAAGAUAAUGGACCAUAUAAAUGGAUAUCUCCUGGUGAUACUAAAGUAUUAAUUGAAAAUGGAGAAUUACUCUCUGGAAUUAUUUGUUCAAAAACAGUUGGUAAAUCAGCUGGAAAUCUUAUUCAUGUAGUUGUUAUGGAACUUGGUCAUGAAGUAGCAGCUCAUUUUUAUUCACACAUUCAAACAGUUAUCAAUGCAUGGCUUAUUGGAAUAGGACAUACAAUUGGUAUAGGUGAUACAAUUGCUGAUAAAGUUACAUAUCAUAAUAUUCAAAAUACUAUUAGAAAUGCAAAAAGAGAAGUCUUAGAAGUUAUUGAAAAAGCUCACAAUGAUGAGUUACAACCAACUCCAGGUAAUUCUUUAAGACAAACAUUUGAAAAUCAGGUUAAUCGUAUUUUGAAUGAUGCUCGUGAUAGAACUGGUGGUGAAGCACAACGUUCUUUAACGGAAUUUAAUAAUCUUAAAUCUAUGGUCGUUUCCGGUUCAAAAGGUUCUAAAAUUAAUAUUUCACAGGUUAUUGCUUGUGUAGGACAGCAGAACGUUGAAGGUAAACGUAUUCCAUUUGGUUUUAGACAUCGUAGUUUACCACAUUUCUUCAAAGAUGAUUAUGGACCAGAAUCUAAAGGUUUUGUAGAAAAUUCAUAUCUUGCUGGUUUAACACCUGCUGAAUUUUUCUUCCAUGCUAUGGGAGGUAGAGAAGGUCUUAUUGAUACUGCUGUCAAAACCGCUGAAACGGGUUACAUUCAACGUAGAUUGAUAAAAGCUAUGGAAAGUGUAAUGGUUAAUUAUGAUGGAACUGUAAGAAACUCAAUUGGUCAAAUGGUUCAAUUACGUUAUGGUGAGGAUGGUCUUGCUGGAGAAUGGGUAGAAAAUCAAAAUCUUCCAACUAUUAAACCAACUAACAUAGAAUUUAAAAAGAGAUUUAAGUUAGAUGUUGGUAAUGAAAGAAUGAUAAAUAAAUGGUAUACUGAAAAUGUCAUUUCUGAUAUUACAUCUUCAACAGAAGCAGUAAGAUUGAUAGAAGAAGAAUUUGCUACACUAGAAAAAGAUCGUGAAGUUUUAAGAAAAAUCUUUCCAACAGGUGAUUCUAAAGUUGUAUUACCAGUUAAUUUGGAUCGUCUUAUUUGGAAUGCUAAAAAGAUAUUUCAUGUUGAUGUUAAUGAACCAACUGAUUUGUCACCAAUUACAGUUAUUAAUAAAGUUAAAACACUAUGUAAUAAACUUGUUAUUGUUCAAGGUGAAGAUUCAAUAUCUAAACAAGCUCAACAUAAUGCCACUAUUUUAAUUUCAUCACUUAUUAGAUCUGUUUUAUGUUCUCGAAAGGUUGCUGAAGAACAUAGACUUAGUCAAUCUGCUUUUGAUUGGGUUAUUGGUGAAAUAGAAUCUCGUUUUAAUCAGGCAAUUAUUCAACCAGGUGAAAUGGUUGGAGCUUUAGCUGCACAAUCUCUUGGUGAACCUGCAACUCAAAUGACAUUGAAUACUUUCCAUUAUGCUGGUGUAUCUGCUAAAAACGUAACAUUAGGUGUACCUCGUCUUAAGGAAAUUAUUAAUGUAUCGAAAAAUCCCAAAACUCCUUCAUUAACAGUAUUUCUUAAAGGUGCAGCUGCAAAAGAUGCAGAGUGUGCUAAGGAUGUUCUUUGUAAACUUGAACAUACAAAUUUGAAAAAAGUUACUGCUAACACAUCAAUUCAUUAUGAUCCUGAUCCAAAGGACACUGUUGUUGAAGCUGAUAGAGAUUGGGUUCCUGUAUUUUAUGAUAUUAAUGAAAAAGAUACAACCAAUUGUAAUCCUUGGGUACUUCGUUUAGAAUUGGAUAGUAGGAAAAUGACUGAUAACAAAUUAACAAUGGAAAUGGUAGCUAGUAAAAUUAAUGCUGGUUUUGGUGAUGAUCUCGAUAUUAUAUAUUCUGAUGAUAACGCUGAUCAACUUGUUGUUCGUAUUAGAAUUAUUAAAGGUAGUAGUUCUGAAAGUGAAGAUAGUGGACAAAUGUCUGAUGAAAUUUUAUUAAGAUAUAUUGAACAUAAUUUAUUGACAGAUUUAUCAUUACAAGGAAUUGAUGUUAUUUCAAAAGUAUAUAUGCAUAAACCAACAACAGAUGACAAAAAACGAGUUAUAUUGACACCUGAAGGUGGAUUCCAAAAAAUUAGUGAAUGGAUUCUUGAAACUGAUGGUACUGCUCUUCAACGUGUACUUUCAGAAGAAAACAUUGAUGCAACUAGAACAACAUCUAAUGACAUUUGUGAGAUUUUCCAAGUACUUGGAAUAGAAGCUGUUCGUAAAGCUAUUGAGCGUGAAAUGAAUAAUGUAAUAUCAUUUGAUGGAUCUUAUGUCAAUUAUAGACAUUUGGCGUUACUUUGUGAUGUAAUGACAGCAAAAGGACAUUUAAUGGCUAUCACACGUCAUGGAAUUAAUAGACAGGAAGUUGGUGCUCUUAUGCGUUGCUCAUUUGAAGAGACAGUUGAUAUUUUGAUGGAAGCUUCUAUUCAUGCUGAAUGUGAUCCUGUUAAAGGUGUAUCUGAAAAUAUUAUGUUGGGACAAUUAGCAAGAGCAGGAACAGGAUGUUUUGAUCUUGUUUUAGAUAGUGAAAAAUGUAAACUUGGUAUGGAAAUUCAAUCAAAUAUUAUGAUUGGGGGUGAUACAUACUUUGCUGGUAGUUCUGUUAUGUCACCAUCAACUUAUGCACAAUCUCCACAACAAACACCAUGGAAUAGUGGAGUUACUCCAGGAUGGGAAGGAGGUGCUGCUUGGUCACCACAUGGUAGUGGUGGAAUGACACCUGGUGGUGCUGGAUUUUCACCUUCAACUUCUGAUAGUGGAUUUAGUCCUAGUUAUGGUGGUGAUUAUGGAUCAGGUGGAUUUUCUCCAGUUGGUGGCAUGAGUCCAGGAGGAGCAUUAUCACCAAAAUAUGAAGAUGGAAUAGGUUCAGGAGGUUAUAGUCCUGCUUCUCCAAAUUAUUCUCCGACAAGUCCAAGUUAUUCACCAACUUCACCAAGUUACAGUCCUGGUGGAAUAUCACCAAUGUAUUCACCAACAUCUCCAAGUUAUUCACCAACUUCUCCAAGUUACUCUCCAACAUCUCCAAGUUAUUCACCAACUUCUCCAAGUUACUCUCCAACAUCUCCAAGUUAUUCUCCAACUUCUCCAAGUUACUCACCAACAUCUCCAAGUUAUUCUCCAACUUCUCCAAGUUAUUCACCUACAUCUCCAAGUUACUCUCCAACAUCUCCAAGUUAUUCGCCAUCAUCACCAGCUUAUAGUCCUGGAGGUACAUCACCAGCCUAUAGCCCAACGAGUCCCAGUUAUUCACCAACUUCACCAAGUUAUUCUCCAUCAUCUCCUGCAUAUAGUCCUGGUGGUACAUCACCAGCUUAUAGUCCUACCAGUCCAAGUUAUUCACCAUCUUCACCAAUUUAUAGUCCUGGUGGAACAUCACCUGCAUAUAGCCCUACAAGUCCAACUUAUUCACCUUCAUCACCAUCAUAUAGUCCUGGAGGAGCUUCACCUAUGUACUCACCUACAAGUCCAAGUUAUUCACCUAUGAUGAAAAAGAAAGAUGAUAUGUAUUAA
This is a messenger RNA of Strongyloides ratti, 5367 nucleotides long. Its product is annotated as DNA-directed RNA polymerase III subunit RPC1. Bases 1 to 5367 code for a protein of 1788 amino acids. Lineage: Eukaryota; Metazoa; Nematoda; Chromadorea; Rhabditida; Strongyloididae. The record is from RefSeq and is a predicted model, not a curated record. Gene Ontology annotation, molecular function: DNA binding. The transcript has 3 exons. Gene Ontology annotation, biological process: transcription by RNA polymerase II. Gene Ontology annotation, cellular component: RNA polymerase II, core complex.